Pyricularia grisea is the source of this 619-nucleotide messenger RNA. RefSeq lists its product as uncharacterized. The record is from RefSeq and is a predicted model, not a curated record. The coding region runs from base 60 to 509 and encodes 149 amino acids. Lineage: Eukaryota; Fungi; Ascomycota; Sordariomycetes; Magnaporthales; Pyriculariaceae. Gene Ontology annotation, biological process: proteasome assembly. The transcript is spliced from 2 exons.
GAAUGUAAACAAGAUAUUAUUACUUACUACCUCUUGGAGUAAAGUAGCUCGUUGCAAUUAUGGCCACCCAAGAACCGAGACCUGACUCGUUUCCAGCGCCAUCGAGGAGCGCAACAGGGAAUGUGAAUGGCGUUCCCACAGAGGCUACAUCGAUGAACUUCUCGGACAAGAUUAUGGUUACUCUGUCACAAGAUGGGCGACUAGCACAAUGGUUCCAAGUUCAGCUGUCAGCGCCGUCGUCAGCGAUGGUAGAUAUGGCCCUGCCCAGGUCAAACAUCGGCUCUCUGCCACCCGCCCACCUUACUGCCACCACACUUCUUGGUGCUGGAGGCGACGAGCGCGAGACUAUCGGCCAACUGUACGCCGCGCAAAUAGCUAGCUUCUUGUCCACAAGAAACCCAGACGAGAAGCGUAGCCUGGUUCUUGGUCUGGGUAUGCGCAAAGCAGAGGCUGCAAACGCAAGGGAGGCUUUCUUUGAUGUCCUGGAGCUGGUCCAACAAGUGCUGUAAGCAAGAGAUUUAUGGCGGUUUUUCAUAAUUUCUUCCAACUACCAUACAUAACAUGCAUCGUGUACACUUCGCAGGGUGAUUGGAGUGCUAGAAAAGAAGAUGUGACAGGU